AUGAGGUCUCAGAGCUCGACAGACGAGAACCUGCUGCCCUUGACGCCUGAGCAGCUGGCAGCUUUCCAGGAUAUCUUCAAACUGCUCAGCUCCAGUCCAGCAGGCACUGUGGACAUGCGUAGCAUGAAAGCUACCCUGAGCCAAGUGAACAUCCAACUAAGCCCACAGGAGAUGUGUGAGGCUCUCCGGCAGGCAGAUUUGGAUGGUGACGGCACUGUGAAUUUCAAGGACUUCCUGGGUGUCCUCACUGACAAUCACCGCUUCGCUCAAUGCUUGGGACGAGUGAGAAAUAGUCGGCUGUUUGACCCCCAGGGCCUGCAGACCCUGUUAUUUGAGAUACUGCUCAAGCUGCUGAGCCAGGGCGCUGUGCCCUCCAAGUCAGUUCAGGAGGUGAUGAGCUACUACUCCAAGAAGCAACGGGGUCUGAAGCUGAACCCAAGCUACAGGGGGCAACCCCGCAGCCGCCCCCCGCAUGUCCGCACUGGCAUCUUUUUCUACUGCCAGGCCGCGCGCAUCACUGGCCUCUCCACUGCUCAGCUCGCACGCUCGCUGCACAAACUGCACAAAGCGGGUGCGCGCAGCCCCUACUCUCAGAUGCCGAACCUGACCCUGCGGACGAGAUCAGAACGCAAGACCAGGAACAAAGCGCCGCGCCCCGAGUUCCCACUUCCACAACCCUACCAGCCCAGCCGCCCUAAGGGCCGAGUCAUCCUGGGGCCGAUCAGCCUAAGGUUCUCGGAGCAGCCACUAGAAUGUUGGCGCUCCUUGAAGCUGCCUCCCUCUCCGCCAACUCUGGUGCAGAAGCAGCCCUUCUCCCCUCCGCCGGCUUCUUUGCAGAGGCCCACGGUCUCCCCAUCCCGCACCCCGCCCCCGCCUGCAAAGUCCAUCGGGAAUAGCGGCUACAGCGAAAGGUCGGAGGUGACUUGCAGGGGAGGGCACGGAGGGCGCCGGCGUGCACUACGACGGCCUGUGUCCGAGCGGAUGUACGGCUGGUUCCGCAGAUCUAGCAAUUGA
Molecule: messenger RNA, 1014 nt
Organism: Chrysochloris asiatica (Cape golden mole)
Lineage: Eukaryota; Metazoa; Chordata; Mammalia; Afrosoricida; Chrysochloridae
Product: EF-hand calcium-binding domain-containing protein 3-like
Exons: 9
Coding region: 1-1014 (337 amino acids)
Molecular function (GO): calcium ion binding
Source: RefSeq, a predicted model, not a curated record